AUGUCGACCACGAGCGUGGCGCGGGAGGCGUUCGACUCCUUCUUUUCCGGAAGCCACCAGAAGUGCGGGCAGCUGCUCGAGCAGAUCGGCAGCUUCAAGGGCUCACCCGACGUGAAGGUGUCGCACAACGCCCUCGUCAACGAGUACUACAAGUCGGGCUGUGCCAGCCCGCAGAAGCUGCUCGCAGAUCUCACCCAGGCUCUCGAGAAGGCGCGCGAGCGCGACAAGAAAGACAAGGGCCGACGAAAGCGCGACGACGACGACGAGGAUGGCUACCGGGAGGACGAGGACCUCAGCGUUCUCAGGUACAACCAGGCAUUGCUGUGCAUCCAGCUGAGGCAGCACGCCCAGGCUGGCCACAUCCUGGAGGAGCUCUUCGAGAACAUCGAGCCGAUCGACGACUUCCUGGCAAUAAAGAUCUGCUUCCUGCUCCUGGAGCUCUGCCUGCUGCAGCGGGAGCCGGAGCAGGGGGUCACGGUGCUCGCCUACCUCGAGAAGCCCAACGCCUUCCUCACGGUCCUCCGCAGCGAGCGCCCCGCCUCCAAGCCGCUGGCCGCCCCGGCGGAGGAGAGCGCGGCCGACGGCGAGGAGGCGCCCAAGGAGAAGCCAGGGCCCGGCGAGGCCGAGGAGGGCGCGGAGGACGGCGCGGACCAGGGCGCGGCCGACGCGGCCGAGGCCCUCGGCGACGCGGACCCGCUGCGCGCGCUGGAGGCCCGCGGCGGCGCGCCGCCGCCCGCGGAGGCGGCGGCGGAGGGCCCCCUGCCGAGCCUCGCCGUCGGGGCCUUCCUCCCGCGGCACGGGCGCGCCCCCGACACGAUCUCGCGCGCGGAGUACCGGUUCAUGUGCCUCAUGUACCGCGCCCGCCUAUCCGUCGCGCUGAGGAACUCCAGGGCUGCGAGGAAGGAGGUGAAGAGCGCCGUGGAGGUGCUCGAGCAGGACCUGCGGCACGCCCCGUUGCUCACGCCGCACCCCCACACGACUGGCACAGCGGCCGGCGGCAGCCAGGCGGAGUCGAAGCUGUGCCAGGCGCUGCACUCGCAGCACCAGGCGAUGGUGAACGUGCUGAAGGCCUACCUGGAGUACACCAAGCAAAACGUCAGGAAGGCCAUCAAGCUGCUGACCCUCACCCAGUUCAACUUCGCGGAGGGCUCGCAGCCCGGCAGGGCCCUCCGGCCCGCCGGCGAGGAGGAGGACGGCGAGGAGCCGGCGCUGUCCGAUUUCCACCCGGCGCAGGACGAGGCGUGCUCGGCGGUCUUCUUCAACAACCUGGGCUGCAUCCACUUCAUGAUGCAGAAGCCCAACCUCGCCCUCCUCUACUUCCAGAAGGCGCUGCAGGCCGGCGUGGGGGCGCCGUGGUCCGAGAUUAUGGCUUUCGUCUGCAGUCAGAAGGGUCGUGCUUCUCUUAUGCUUCGAUGA
This is a messenger RNA of Prorocentrum cordatum, 1416 nucleotides long. Lineage: Eukaryota; Dinophyceae; Prorocentrales; Prorocentraceae. The record is from the annotation of a GenBank genome assembly.